AUUAACGUUUAGGCUAUCGUUAAUAAUUUUCUUUGUAGAAUCCAUUGAAACGGACCAACAAUCCUGCGUAAUUUACAUAUAAAAAUAAUAAUGUCACAGUUAUUAGAAAUGGAUGAAAUAGUCAUAACAAUGACUGCAGAUUUAUCAUCCAGCUCUACUAAUACCAGUUCAAGUUCCUCUGACAGCCUUAGUGAGAUAAUGAAUUCCACUAAUGAAUCUAAUACAUCUUUCUCAAGUAAUGAAGUUGAAGAUGAUUUAUUGUUUCCAUUGUAUCAACUUCUCAUGCAUGGAAGAAGACGGAGCAAAGUUCAAGACUUCCUCAACACUGUCCACUUAUAUAGUGAUGCUGUAUUUAAGGAGCACUUUAGAUUACAGAGACGUACGGCAUAUCUUCAAAUAGACGUGCUGCAGCAGAGUAAUUUUAUCCCAUCCCAUUCUUCUGGUAUGCGUAAAAUCUCUGCUGAGUGGAGUUUCCUUAUAUUUCUUUGGUAUAUUGUAAAUACUGAGCCAUUACGAACUUUGGGAGAUAGAUUUAAUGUAUCUAUAUCUUCAAUUUUUCGUAUAAUACAUCGUGUUGUGGAAUGGCUAUUAUCUAGAUUAGAUGAAGAAAUAAAAUGGCCAGAGGGAAAUGAUGCUAGCCUCGUAAUAUCCCAAAAGUUCGAGGCAAAACGAGGGAUAUAAAAAUGUAUCGGAGCAAUAGAUUGCACGCAUAUCGCAAUUCGACGGCCUGUUGAUUACUCUAGAGACUAUUGCAAUAGAAAAAGGUUUUUCUCUGUCGUAUUACAAGGUGUUGUAGAUGCAGAUAUGAAGUUCACAAAUAUUUAUUGUGGAGAACCGGGUUCACUGCACGACGCACGUGUUCUAAGAAGAUCGUUACUCUAUGAUACUGCUCAAAAUGACAUGGAAAACAUUUUCCCUAAUGAAACGUGCAUAAUAGGAGAUUCAGCCUAUCCACUACUACCAUGGCUCGUCCCACCAUUUCGAGAUAACGGACAUUUAAGCGUACAGCAGUCUGAAUUUAAUUUCUUACACUCUUCCACACGGAUGUCAAUAGAGAGAGCUUUUGGAUAAUUAAAAGGUCGUUUCCGUUGUUUGAGAUUUUUAGAAUUACUUGAUAUUCAAUUUAUUCCAAAAUUAAUAACAGCCGCUUGUAUUAUGCAUAACAUUACUAUAAAAGAAAAUGAUGAAAAUGAAUUCUUUGCAGAUUUUAAUGACGUUCUUGUAGAUAAUGUUGUAGAUAACAAUUAUGAGAUUGAUGAUUUACAUGCUAGAUAUAGAAAUAGGAAUAAUGUAAUAGAUCGAAGAAUGCAGAUGUUUCGGGAGCUGUUUCCAGAUACUAUUCUGGAGUAUAUUAAGAUAUAAAGAUUUUUAAGAGUAGUCGUGUAUAUUUUUAUAUUUUUGUAUGUUAUAUAAUCUUUAAUAUUUUAACCUAGAGUAAAAUUAUAAAAAAAUAAAUAUUUGUAUAUUUUGAUAAACAUGGUAUGUUUAUUUUUACCACAGUCUUUACAAAUAUUGCUCAUAUUACUUACAUACCUCUACAUAUCUCUCCACAUAAAAUUAAAUAUUUCGUAUCUAAGAAAAAACUUUUCUGAUUAUGCUUAAUGACUUACACUUUUGCAACUUAAUUAUCUUAUUACAUUUUUGUAAUAAAUAAUAUGGUAAACAAGUUUUAAUAUUUAUUUAAGUAUAUAAUGUUAAUCUAAUUUAAAAUAUUUAAAAACAUUUUUAUAAUAUUAUGCGAUAUAAGAAAGUACCCGGUACAAAUUAUAUAUAAAAUUGGGUGCUGAUUAAAUUUGCUGACUUUCUCUUUUUUUUUGUUUUAGCUUAUAACGUGAUUAAUAAAAGAUAUGAAUAAAACUUCAUAUAUGAUUUAUAUGGGGCACUUUACAUUUUAUAAAAUAAACAAAAGUCUAGAGCAGAUAAGAACAAAAACAUAAACAUGCAUACAUGUACUUAUUUUCAAUAAAAAUUUUAUAUAAUAUAUUAAAAUAUGUAUUUAUCUCUCAAACAAUCAGAUAAA
This is a messenger RNA of Monomorium pharaonis (pharaoh ant), 2020 nucleotides long. RefSeq lists its product as uncharacterized. Bases 91 to 681 code for a protein of 196 amino acids. The transcript has 3 exons. NCBI's taxonomy places the organism in Eukaryota, Metazoa, Arthropoda, Insecta, Hymenoptera, Formicidae. The record is from RefSeq and is a predicted model, not a curated record.